Molecule: messenger RNA, 774 nt
Organism: Pogonomyrmex barbatus (red harvester ant)
Lineage: Eukaryota; Metazoa; Arthropoda; Insecta; Hymenoptera; Formicidae
Gene: mRpL11
Product: mitochondrial ribosomal protein L11
Biological process (GO): translation
Cellular component (GO): mitochondrial large ribosomal subunit; ribosome
Molecular function (GO): structural constituent of ribosome; large ribosomal subunit rRNA binding
Source: RefSeq, a predicted model, not a curated record
CCCUCCCACUACCCCACCAAGCUCCAUUAAAAUACGGACGUGAAACCUUGCGCUCUGUUACGUUAGAGGUUAAGUUCCCGGGAAGUUUUGAACGAAGCGUACAAGCACGUCGACAGGAUGUCGAAAUCAAUGGGUAGGAAAAUGGCUAAGAAGCUAAUACAGAAGAUCGAUCACUCGUCGAAGUUGCGCGUGGACAUUCCCGCCGGGUUGGCGUCGUCCGCACCGCCGCUUGGAUCUCAGCUCGGACAGAGAAACAUAAACAUUGAGAAAUUCUGCAAAGAUUUUAACAAGAGGACAGCUGACAUCAAAGAAGGCAUUCCUCUACCUUGUCGCAUAAAGAUACAUUCGGACAGAACGUACGAUCUGGUGAUCCAUAAACCACCGACGACAUACUAUUUGAAACAGGCGGCUGGUAUACAAAAGGGAAAAUUUAAGAAGGGCGAAGUAGCUGGCAAAAUAACUCUAAAACAUUUAUAUGAGAUUGCUAAGAUCAAAGCGGAAGAUCCACCAAAUGCAUUAUUGUCCCUGGAACAGAUAUGUCAAAUGUUGGUUGGCAUCGCUCGGACAUGCGGCAUUGAGAUUGUGCGCGAAAUAAAUCCAGAGGAAUACGCGCAAUUUCUAAAAGAUAGGGAAGCAUCAUACGCACAGUUUCGUGAGGAACUUCGAUUAGCUAAAGAAAGCAAAGUACUCAGGACAAAUUAGUAAAUUUGUAAUCAGUGUAAUAAAAUCUGGUUUUUACUGUAAUUAGUGUACAUAUAAAAUAAAAAUCACGCG